GGCGUUUACUACUGGAAACACAGGACUCACCGGUGGCAUACAGCGACAAGCUCUUCAGCAAAAAACAAGCCUCAAGAUUCCGCUCUGGAUAUUAUAGGACACCUAUCCGCUUGGAUGUGCAAUAUGACUUUUGAAGAAAAUAGUGGAGACAACUCAACAGAAAGGAUGGAAUCGGUGGCUAAAGCCUUAGAGGAGGUCCUGAGCUCUGCAUUGCCUCAGGGUUGCAUCACUGUCGGAGUCUACGAGGCGGCAAAGUCACUCAAUGCGGACCCAGACAAUGUGGUGCUGUGUCUACUGGCCACCGACGACGAGGAAGACGUGGCUCUGCAGAUUCACUUCACCUUGAUUCAGGCAUUCUGCUGUGAGAAUGACAUCAACAUCCUGCGGGUGAGCAACAUGAGGCGCCUGGCAGAAAUACUUGGUGGCGUGAAACCUGGAGGGGAGCCAAUGGACCUGCACUGUGUUCUUGUUACUAACCCUCAGUCGUCCCUGUGGAAGGACCCUGCACUGAGCAAAGUGAACAGAUUCUGCAGAGACAGUCGUUGUUUGGAUCAGUGGGUGCCUGUUAUCAACCUUCCCGACCGAUGAAACUGCGUGGAAUAUUAAUGUAUUGUGUACAUUGGAGGAAAAAGUUACUGCACAAGGCCUGUGUUAAUGUCUGUGUUGGACUCGUUUGGAAAGCACCCCAGAGAGAGAGAGUGAGAGAGAGACAGAGGGACAGAGAGAAAGAGCACAAGGAAGAGAGACACUCACCAAGACAAGAAAUUUACCAGGCCGGGGUGAACUUGUGGACGGAGGAAGAAUGACUCAGCACUCUGGGUUCCAGGAUUUCCAACGUAUGACUGCGCCUUUCUCUGCCGAGAAAGAUUCCUUCAGAGGAAACUGAAUCAUGUGAGCACACGUGGUAGUGCGCACAAGUGUCGGGACUGGGGAAGAGCAGACAAGAGAAUGCCUCAGUUGACAAGACUCCAAGAAAUGGGCCACGAUGCUGUGGACCUCUCAGCUUGAAGAAUUCCUCAUCGAAAUUUGACCAAAUCUGCGCAUUUCUUUAACAGCACAUCUAUUUAAUAGUAUUUAAGACAUGUCACUUUGAUAACUCAAAAGGGAAAGUUUUCAUUUUGUUAAUAUUAUUUUAAGGGCAUUGCAAUGUCUAGACUUGUCCACUAACUGAUAUUUUUAUGUGUUAUUAAUUUAAUGAUUUAUAUUUAUUGUGGAUAGUUCACAGGACUCUGCCUUGUUAAGUUGAAUGGAAAUAAACAACUCAGCUGUU
Mugil cephalus (flathead mullet) is the source of this 1270-nucleotide messenger RNA. It is a transcript of the gene gadd45ab, whose product is annotated as growth arrest and DNA-damage-inducible, alpha, b. Gene Ontology annotation, cellular component: nucleus; cytoplasm. NCBI's taxonomy places the organism in Eukaryota, Metazoa, Chordata, Actinopteri, Mugiliformes, Mugilidae. The transcript has 4 exons. Gene Ontology annotation, biological process: regulation of cell cycle. The record is from RefSeq and is a predicted model, not a curated record. The coding region runs from base 115 to 588 and encodes 157 amino acids.